AAAAUCAUACACAAAGUGAACCAAUGGGAGUCAAUUUCAAUGAAUACAACGUCUAAUUCUGAAAGAUAGUUCUUCAGAUAGUUCUCCUUCAAGUAAAAUACUAAUCUCAACACUACAAUUCAAAGUAACAGAAGUAUUAGAUUUACAGUCCCAGCCAAAAGGGCCCUCGCGCUUGAUUUAGCCAUGGAAGAUGUGUAAUGUUUAACCUUAUGAAGUGUUUGCUUUUCGUACACCUACGUAGAUCGUGCCUAGUUCGAAAUAUUUCGGCAUUGACAGUAAAUACUAUGCAGUAAUCAGAAUCUUCGAACGAGUACAUGACGACCGACCACCAAGAACAGUAACUCUAGCUGUCUCGUUAUUAUAAUGGCAGCGCCCCUGGGUGAAAACUAUCGAUAUUUUACACGAACUAUCGCGUAAGGUCACAUUGGUAUGUCGCCGAAAAAUGAUAACAAGUCACAAACUUUAAACGCAUUUCGAUAGCUAAAUGCACAUAUAAUAAUGAAAAUGUCAAACUGUGUUUAGAGUCAGAAGCUUGAUCUCAGACUUCGACAAAAUGCGAAAGCAGAACUAUUCGAAGUUGCGAAAUGGAACUGAAGUAGUGGACAUCACAAUGAGCCAUACUGUGAAAACGAUAAGAAGUGUCCAAAUACAUCAUCGAAGUCAUGUUGUGAUCCGAAAGAAUUAGCAGGAGCUGUAUGCUGGACUUCAGCAGCGGCCGUAGUAAACGAUGCUUUUAGAGGUUGCCCUUCUUUCGUUGGUGGCAGGAGCCGUGCUUACGGUGGCAGUGCAGAUGUUCUUUGUACGAUGGUAUCUAUAUCGCACUCCACCACAGCCACCACCUUACAAGGAUCAUUAUCCUAAAAUUAGCGUACCACAGGGGCUGAAAGAAAAAUUUAAAGCAACUGAGAAAGGACAAGACCAAGAAUCUUGUUUUUGGCUCAACCUGUUCGGGCACUUUCUUUUUCAGGAGCUUCGUGACACAAAUAUUGUUAGAAGAUGGGUUAAACAGAAACUGAAUGUGGAGUUUGAAGAACUGCUACAAAGCACAUCUGGGAAAUUCCUGGCUCAAAUCAUUCUUCGGGACUUUAGCCUGGGUACAGGCUUUCCCCUGGUGGGAGGAGUCAGUGUUCAGGAUAUUAGUAUUGACGAGGAAGACGUGGUGCAGCGCCUAGACAUCCAUGUCGAUGUUGACUAUAAUGGUGGCUUCACCCUUGGAGUGGAUGUCCUGUUACCUUUCAGCAAGACUGCCUUUGUAUCUGUGACAAUUCAACACCUGUCUGGUCGAGGUCGUCUACAGCUAACUCGUCAACCUUACACUCAUUGGUCAUUCAGCUUUCUUCAGGAACCUGAAGUUCAGUUUGAUGUAGAAUCACACUUUGAAGGGCAUCCCCUUCCGCAGGUUGGCUCUCUUGUCAUCAACCAGCUGCGGCGUGUUAUUCGUCAAAAACAUACGCUGCCAAACCAUAAGAUGCGGUUCAAGCCCCUAUUUCAGAAGCCUGAAGCUUUACCACCUGCAAUCCGGCUUGAGCUCGGAGGUCAGAGCAUUUCAUCUGGCCGACUUUGCAUCACUUUUAUCAGAUGCACUCGCCUACCCCUGGUUGCUCAUGAGGCCACGCUUUAUUGCAUUUUGUGCGCAGACACUAAACCAUGGAAGGAGAUAGUGAGGGGCCAAAGCAGGGUUUGGGUAUUACAUGAUGUGGAAGUCAUCAAAGCUCUAGGUGAAUCCAUUGGCAUGACUUUCAAAGAUAUUUAUAACCUGGAUAGAAGAGGCAUAGUUGUCACUGUUGACAUAGUCCAAGUUGACUCAGCAGCUGCACGAGCAGAUAUAAGAAAGGAUGAUGUGCUUGUUUCGGUGGGAACCUCUCGCAUUACGUCCUCCAAGCAAGCUGCCAAGCUGAUCAAGAAUGCUGGUGACAGAUUCACAAUACGAUUAGAGAGACCACAUGUCAAACUACCUCAAGAUGCAAGAUUCCAAGAAGAGGCAGUUUUCUUAAAGGAUAUGGAUGGAGCCAAAACAGAUACCAAAACUGAGGAGAACGAGGGUUUUAUAAACAUCAGUGUGCAGCAUACUGCAUCUGACUCGGUUCUGGUGACUGCUGGUGGUCGUCAAGCCAAAGAACAGGAGUUUCUCAUUUUGGAUGAUGGUGGGAUUGCUGGUCCAUCAGGUGGCCUCAAACCAUCCACCAUCAUUCAUCAAUCCCAUUCUGCUGUAGAGCUGUUAAAGCCAUCCUUGGAUAUCCCAGGACGUGCUGGCAGUCCAAGAGUCCGACAUAAUCUAACGGUCCCUUCGAUUCAUAGCUUAGCCACUGGUAAGGUGGUUGCUAAUGAAACAACAAAGAAUCUUCAACCAUCCCAUACAAAAUCAGCACAGGGGUCACCCAGGAGGGAUCAUUCACCAUCACCAGCUCAUGAACAUUCACAUCAUGCUGCAUAUAGGCACAAGGUAGGGGAAGAGGCUUUUGGUGGAACAGGUGCUGACAGUGAUAGUGAUGAGGAGGCUUUCCCCAUCAUGAAGACUCGUGAGGUUCCUGCAACACGGAAUCCUCGCUGGCAUGAUCCACUGACAUUCGACCUCAGCAACCAUCACACAUACCUGAAUGUAUGUGUGUGGUGUCAUUUAAGAGACACGACUGACUUCAGAUCUGAAAAAUCAUCAUCAUCUUCAUCCCAGUCAUCAGAUGACAUUCUUAUGGGUCAGGUUAGUGUACCAAUCAACAUAAUUGUCCUUCACUGCCUGAUGACACUAAGGGGACACACCAAGCAGACUUUGCAACUUCAGCCAGGGGAUGUGAAGGUUGGAGCCAGUCAAUCAGCUGGUGGUCGCAUUGGACUUGAACAUCAUCGUUGCUAUGGUGACAUCACACUUCACUUCCAGUUUACUCCAACCAAACUGUCAUUACAACAGCAGAGAAUGCUGGCUGCUGACCUUGAUCCAGAAAAUUCUACUGGGGUCAGAAUUGUUCCGGCAACAUCGGAUUCUAGUCAGGAUGAACUGGGUUCAGAUUUAGACAUAGGGCUUUAUGAAGGCAAACAUUUGUUUUCCAAAGCUCAGUUUAAUUCAGCUACCUACUGCAAUUUCUGUGGUAAAAAGAUUUGGUUAAAGGUGGCAUUCCAAUGUAGUUUAUGCGGAAUGAUCUGUCACAAGAAGUGCAUUGACAAAUGUCGUGCUGAGACUCUUUGCUCAGAUGAUGGUCCACGACGUAGGAAUGCUCCUGGCGAGUUCUGGCGGACUCCUUUGGCUUCUCUGAAGCAGCCAGAAACUUUGAUGAAUGCGCACUUACCACAAUCACAUACUCGAGGCACCAGGUUCUUGAGCAAGUUCAGCAAGGAGCCAGUGAGUACUGGCACAGAGAAAGAUGGUGUAAAAGCCACUAAAGGUCAACAAUCAGUUGGGAGUCCACAAAUCUCAACUAAGUCUCAGCCAAAAGAUGAAGCCAAGUUCCCACAUGACUCACAGUUCCAUCAGGACACCUUGGAUGAUGCAGCAAUCACAUCAGCAAAGGAAAUGGGUCGCCAACUGUUUUCUCACAUGGACAUCAGUUCACGCAAGGCCAAACUUGAUGUGCUAGUAAACAAAACGCAAGAGGAAAUUAACCAGGAGAUUGCUAACAAGAUUGCCUUGAACAAGCAGCUGCAAACAGCAGAGACCCACACUUCUCGCACCUCUCUGAAUGCUACAAUAACCAAUUCCAAUAAUAAGAUUGAGUCCCUGAUGCUGCUGCAGCUGCAGUACUGUGCUGGGCUACAGCACUGCUUGGACCAAGAGGAAGAACAGCGUCAGCAAGCCCAAGCCAAUGCUGUCGCAGAUUUAGCAGUCUUACAGAACAUCAGUAUGUCACCACAAGCUAAAGAGUCUAUAGCAUCUCUCACUCCAGCUGAGUGUAAAGAUGAUAUUCCUGCUGAAGAUGGACAGGAAGCGGUUGACUUUGAAGAACAAACUGCUUCUGCUGUUGCUCAGGUGUUAAAUAAGGUGAUUCACUUUGAUGAUGACUCCUCUUUAUCUGACGAAAACAAUGAAGAUGAAGAAGAUACCUGGAGAUGAAAUGAAGUAACCCACCCAGUUAAAUGAUAUUGUUUCCAGAAUGGAAGAUUUGCACAGUGUUUGAGUGCAAUAAAGUCAGGGAAAACAUUUUAAAGUUAAAAAGAUUCUCAACAGUCACAACUCAAUAAUUUUUCCUUUUGAUGAAUUUGUGUCAAUUGAUUGUUGGUGACCUUUGAAAUGUUAAUAUUUGCAAGCUUUAAAGAAAUAUCAGAUUUGUUUUUGCUUUCAACAUUCCAUAUUUAAAGCUUAACCAUUACUUCUGUAGGAUACGUUUUGCAUAGUCAUGCAUAUUUAUUCUGGGGCAUGGACAUGUCAUAUAAUAGAUUUUUCAGGCUUACCAAUCUACAAUAAAAUUUACAUAUUACAGUUGUAAUGUAUAGUGUGUUUACCAUAAUUUUUUUUCUUUUUUAACAUUAAACAAGAUAAGAAAUCACAGAAGAUUGAUCCAUAUGGGUUUGGGGAUGCCUGGGAAAGGUCUUGAAUGUGUUUUUGAAGCUAAAUAUCUUUUUCAUUUUUACUGUUGUUCACAUAUUUAUAAUAUCAUUUCAUAGCCACAGUUUUUCAGAGAGGGGAAUUAGUCCUCCCACUUUUGCUUCUUCAUUAGAACUAAAGAUUUAAACAAUUUAUAAAGUUGUCAGCAAUGUUUGUCACAUGAUUGUUGAAAGGCUGAUGAGAAAUUUGUUAGAUUGAGAUUUACAAUAUUUUCAACCUUAGAUAACCAUUUCAAGUAACAGGUGAUCGAUUUUUAAGGCCACGUAAAGUAUAAAUAUAGAAAGUAGAAAAAAACUUAUCUAUGAUUUUUCUGAGCUGAAACUUUUUAACAAGGCUGCAGAUAUUCCUCAAACAACACUGAAAUAGCAAUGGCAGUAGUGUUUGAUCAGUCAGUAAGAGACAUAUUGCAUAGGUACUUGUGACAUGAUUAAACCGGACCGCUACGCAUUGAUAUGAACAGUCUGAACUCAUUAUGUAGCCACCAUCUGUCCAAUACAAAUGUUGGGUCAGUGGUGAAGGGGGCAACAUAAAGCAGGGUAUAUGAUCCAUAAUAGGUAUAACUUUGGCAGAAAUCCAUUCUGUGGUAAGAAGCAGAUAGGCAAGAUGUCAAGUUAAUGUAUAAAUUAUAUAUAUCAUUUAGUGCUUUUGUAGCUUUUCGUUCAGCUGAGAGUUUUAUCCUGUGUAAAACAAUGCACUGAGCAUGUCUUUCUAGGAAUUUGCACACGAAAGUAUACUCAUUCUUGUUGUGGGUGUUGCUGCCUUUUCAGUGUGAUUUUUAUUUUUUGAAGUCUGUUCGAUAUUAAUAUUUGUUCUAAGAGCAUUUUAGCAAACAUUUCCUAAGUCAACUAUGAUGAAUGCUACUCAUGUAUCCAUUGUGAUUGUUUAUUGUCUUUAUGUUAGUAUGUGAUCAUUUCAAUACUAUUUGCCAUAGAUAAUGCAACAUUCCUUGUUUCUUUUUACAUCUAUCAUCCAUCUUUGUUGAUCCAUAAUAAUAUACAUUGGUCAAAUUUGUACAUACAAUUUUAGAUUUAUUUAUUUUUGGGUCUUAAUUUUUUUGUACAGAGAUUCCUAUUUAUUUUAGUUUAAAGCCCAGUAAUAAUUGGCACACAUAUUGAGAUGCUACAAACAUUUUAGUGGCACUCAUGCAUUCUGAAAAUGUGGCACAACAGAGAGAGGAAGAUGUACAAGUGAAGGAAAGGCACACUGCUUGCUUGAAACUCUUUAAGCACAAGCCUGCCAUCAGCUGGUGCUGUGCAGCAGUGUAUGUAAAGGCAUUAACAUAAGAAUUAAGCAGUAACGAAUCAGCAGGGACAGAAUGUUACCCAAGCACUGCAACCUUCCAAAUUCUCAGAAAGAAUAAACAUAUCAUCUUAAACCUUCUAUUUCUAACAUAAAGAUAUGCUGGGGUUUUUUCUAUCUUCCCUAACCUCUCACUCUAACCCUGUGCUCCCACCCCCACCCAUGGUCCCUUUUUGGUGUUCAUCACUGUACAAUACAAGGAUGGGGAUACAUGUGUUCCUCCUUCAUGAACUGAUCACUGUGAAGAAAGCUCAGCUUGCACGCAUAGUUCUUCUCCUUUUUUUAUUGUUAGCCACUCAUAGUUGCUAGAUGUUAAGAUAGCUGUAGUGAAUGUAAAGCUGUUGAUGGCCUUUUCAGUCCUUGGAGACAGGAUUCUGUCAUAUUUUUGCUUCUGCUGAGUGCCUUUUAGCACACAUAGGAAUAUUAAGCACAAAAAAAGGCUCUUUAAGGUUUACUGUAGAGGAUUUUUAUGUCCAUGAGGAGUUUAACUUUUCUCCCUGUCUUGUUUGUAGGUGUAUACCACACAAUACCAGAAACUGCUAAACUGCUUAUAUUCUGUCAGACACAUGUUAAUGAAUGCAUGCAUGGGUGCAGACAAAUGUGCAUGCAUAUCUACAUUAAUACAUACAUAGUUGUGUGAUCUUUAUUUUUUAAAUACUUUUUACUUCCUUGACAUAAAUUUUACCUUAUAUUUACACAACUUGCAAUUGUUCAUUUGAAGGUUGAUCUGUUGUGUUUGUUUUUUCUUGAUUGCAUUAAUUUGUUUUUCUUGACCAUGGUCUUUGUUUGGUUCAUCUGAUUUAUUGUAAACACUAUAAAGGAUAAGCUUAUGUAAUAUUUUAUGACAUCAGAUGAUUUUUUUCUUUUAGUUGUUUGUGUCUGUAUAUCUUCUUGUUUUAGGAAAGUCAAGGCAAACCGUUUGUUUCCCAGAAAAAUGUAAUCUAAAAUUUUCUCAUGUCAAAGUGACAUAGACUUAAAAGUUCUUUUAAAAGAACUUAAGUUGAAAGUCAGAUUUAUUAUAUGCCAAGAUAGAAAUUUUGAUGUUUUAUUGGUAUCUGGCUGUUAAAGGACAGCAAAUGAUGUACAGUUUAAAAACAAUUGGGAGUACUUCUGAAGAAGUCAUAAAUUAAGUAAUUAAGAAUACACAUUGGUAGAAACAUGCUGACACUGAUAUUAUGCCUCCAUAUAGAAUCUGGGGCACAUAUAAAGGGUAAAAAAAUUUGCUAACUACUUUUGUUACGUUUUUGGUUCUUUGACAUAACAACUGAUUGACUGUAUUAUAUACUCAGGUCAUAGUCUGUGUAUGCAGGAUGAUUCUGGCGACCCAGACAGGAUGAUAAUCCUGUCAUAUUGAAAGACAAGUCUACCUGUGUCUCUUUUAAAGAUAUUUUAAAUUGCAGGUGGCCUGUCUGUGGCACUUUUUGUGAGCUACUAAUAAUUUUGACACAUUAAAUAGUGCUGUUACAGCAACAUAGAAAACAGGAUGCCCAAUUCUAUCUGAAAGUGAUAUUCUGCUCUCAGAAAUAUUGGCUUAACUUGAACACUGAUAUUAUAGAAUCUUUUAUACAGACAGUAACUGUUUUUCAAAAAUGAUUGUAAAAUUUUGUUCAUUUAAUAAAAUUCAUGCUGUCCUAGGAACUGCAUCAUGUUUACACAGAAAUCAUUAUAAGAAACCAUGAACAACACAAGGUCAGAGGCACAUUCAGGAAAAGUUAUCGCAUGAGAUCAACAUUGAUGAAGGUCACAGCUGCUGUAUUUGUUCCUGUCACUGGUAUAUUUCAUUGUAUUUCCUUCUCCAAAAAAUUACAUGUACGAUAUUUACGUAACUACCAUAAAGGCCUUAUGAAAUAAGCAGUCUUGCAUGAAUAUUACUCAAGAUGACUUUAGAAGUGUUUUGCAAGAAUGUUGAUGACAGUUACCAAACAUUUUCAGCAUUUAAUCUGAAACUGCACUUUUUUUUCACAGUAAAAUGUAGGGGUUUCUGUGGGCUUUCCUAGGAACAAUAAUAAUUUCAUUUGUAAAAUACUUAUCUAAAAAUAUAGGCACUGAAAACAAGAAUUGUUUGUAGUUUGCACUGUGUAUUUUAUUUUGCUGCUUCUGUUAUUUUGAAGUGGUAAAAUAAUCAGUUUUUAUGUCAAGCAACUGUUCUUUAAUUAUUUUUCGCACAAUUUUCAUCUGUCUUUCCAUAACUGAAGAUUUAAAAGUUGGGUUUUUUAAAAAAUUGUUAGUCACCAUGUAUCUCAAGAAAGAAAUAUUUAAUAUUACAAAGUUUAUUUUAACUGCUGCACUUGAAGUUUAUCCGUGUGUAACUGUGAUAACCAGCAUAUACAAUGUUAAGAGAAUUAUUGUGAUUCUUUCACAUUUAACCACAGUAACUGACCAUGAUUCCAUAUUCAUUCCACUAGAUAGGCAUUAAGUGACCACUAAAUUCUUCACCAACAAAAGAGGUAUCAGAGAGAAUUUCAAUGCAUGUAAUCUUUGUACAGUGGAAUGGCAAUCAACAAAUGAUGUAGGUUUUCAACAAUUUUUGUAAUGUAAACACUGUUUUCAAAUGUAAGGGUUUUUUGCAUUUUUUGAAAAUUUUAUUUUUUUAUGUUUUACUUUUUAUAGGUAUUUGAUCAAAUAACUGCUGAUAGUUUUCUGUCUUCAUAUCUUAUUAUUAUUUCUGUUUAUAUUUUUAUCAUUUAUAUAUAUGGAUUUGGGUGUUGCUAUAAUGUAUACCAUAGUUGCUUUAUUGCUGUUGCUAUGGCCAUGACAAACAGACUUUUUAUGCCCAGCAAGCAGAUUAGUAUCUGAAUCAUCAGGAAAAAUAUAUGUCAAUAGAAUGAGAGGGUUGAGCUUCACAUUUCACAUUCCAUGCUAUUGACAUAGUGAACCACUCAAUGUUUACUGCCCUAUGGUUAAAAAGUUAUUGUGCACACAUACACACACAGAGACAUUUAUUUGUAGAGAAGACUUUGACUUUGUUUCUUCUUCAUUUGUGUAGUUGAUAUGGUUAGUCUUCGAGGUUAGUUUUUCCCUUUUCUGUAUAUGUUGACUGUAAAUUUGUUUGUUGUGCACUGUUAUAUUUUCUUAACAUAGCUGGCCCAUUUUACUUAAUCAUAGCAGCUUAUAAAUGUUAAUUGUUCUUGUAAUUUGCAAUAGUACUUAUGAAUACUUUAACAUUAUUUAACAUUUAGCAUUACUCCUUACACCAAUCAACUUAUAAUCACUUGACUAGUCUGCCUUCUUUUCUUUUUCUGCAUAUUUAUGACACUCUCCAUCCUUACUGAUCCCUGAUUCCUCUUUUGUGUUUGUCGUAUAUUACUUGACUGCAUAGCUGUUUCUUCUUCCUUCCUUUUAUUCUCUUCAUGUCUCCUAUUUGUCUCAAGUGCUGAGAGCAUACUCCUUUGUGAACAUGAUUAUGCACUAUAUAAAUCACACAUUUAUUGUUAUUAACAGGGGUUGGUACCAAGAUAUUGCUCAUUCUGAGACUGAGUCUAUAAAGUUUUGCAAGCUUUACUUUAAAAUAACUUCUUGCAAGUUCUUGGUAUUAUAAUAUUUAUUAACAUUUGCUCUUAGGUAGUACAAUGAUAUUUGGCUAGAAUAAAGGAAGAUUGUUUAAGAUAGCUGGGGCAGAGUGCUCUCUUUUAUGCUAAAGAACUAUGAGUCUUUUGGAAAUGACUAUUAGGAGUUUGGCUAUCGCAUUUCUUGUAAUUUUAAAAAAUGUUUUUGGAUACUGUCAUUUUGCUUUCUUUAAAUUUUUUUUCUAUGUUCGUGCCUUGGAGUGACAUCUUGAUUGCCAGAAGGUUGUGUGGUCUGUCUGCAUUUAGACUGCUUGAUUUUUCUUGGGAAAUCUUUACACUAUCAAUCAAUUGUUUUCAUUCUUUUCUCACUAGUGGCAUGAAUCUUGCAGAGAUUUUUCAGACACUUAUUUCUUUAUCUCUUCAGCAUGCUUAAGUAGGUACUUAUAGACUUGCUAUUUAUAGUCCAUAUGCUAAAAUAGCAUGAAAGAAAGAAGAUGGAUCCACAAAUUUAAAGUUGAGAUAUUAUCUUUCCAGUUGGUGCAGUUUGUGGGAUAUGGAAAAAAUAUUUGCGAAAGACAAUUGUCUGUUGUGUUUAUUUUUCUGUGUAGUGCACAUUGGAUACUGCAUCCAGCUUUUCACUGUGAUGAUGGUGUAAAUGCUGCUGAAAUUGCUAGCCAUUAGUCUACAGUACCUAUACCAAGCCUGCCUGUAUGCUAUGCUGUGUUAUGCACAAAUCCUGAUAGAAAACUUGAAAAGGUAGUGAGCUGCUCUUCAGCAGCUAUGUUGUUGACAGAUUCCAGCUGACCUGCUGCCAGUAUUGAAGGUUGCUGCUAUUUUUGUAAUGUAGUCUUUGUCUUUCCUAGAAUAUGUUGAAAAGGACAGAAAAAGAAAUCAAAGGACGUGCAGAUUCUGGCUGUGGAAUGAAGUUAGACCCAAUGCUGCCAUUUGAGAACUAUGUUGUUCACAUUGUCAUGUUUUGUCACUCAAAUGACAUUGAAGCAGAUAGAGCACCUAGAUCAUAAACUAAAAGGUCAGUCAUCUGAAAAAUCUUUGAAUUUACGUAGAUUCCUUUGUUGUUGGAAAUACUCUUCAUAUCACAGUUUGGAAAAUACCUAGCAGACCUGCUGGUGUGCUUAGCUGUAAUCUUUUCUUUCUCCAAUGACAGUCUUCUUUUUGAUGAUCUUUAAUAUGACUGCUGUUGGGUGACCAAAUUGUAAUUGACUCAGCUGACCAAACAAUAUGCAGAGUAGAGAACAUUUCAUGGCAGACUAGCACACAUUUAAAUGUGGAAUUAAUAAAUUCUUUAUUUGCAAUAUGCAAUCUGUGAAACAAACAAAAGACAUGUAACCAGCAUCACACAAUCACACUAAUGGUUAUAGUUUGAUAUAUUUAGGACAAGACACUAAACAUUUUUUGAAGAAUUUCUAAACUUAUUUGGGGAAAUAAAAUCUUUCGACAUAUCGGUAGUUCUACUUAAGAAAUUUGACUUUAGAAUGAUAAAGAUGAUAUAUCAUGAUGUACCUUGUCAGUUUAUAUGCAUGUAUGUAUUGGGUAUGUUUUUCACUUUUCUGUUUCCAGUUUGUAAACCACAAGAUCCUUUCUUGCAGGUCCCCCAUAAUGUCCAUAUCAUAUUUGUAAAAUACUGUUGUUAAAUGAGUAACUUUGACAGUUAAAACUUAUCAUUUGUAUUGGCACUACCCAUUGUCUUGCUGAUUUUGUCACCAGGCUGUUACUGACAACUGUUGUGUUUUUAUUAUUUGUAUAUAGCUGUAAUAAUACUACAUAUACAUUACACUCAAAACAAUUUUAUCAAUGUGGUACCAUGACAAGAAAAAAGCAAACAAACAAAAUAAACUCUAGUGGAUUUCAAAAUGUCUAAUCAGUGAUUAUAUUCUAUAAUUUGGUGAAAUGUGAGUUCUUUGCUCUCAUAUGCCAAGAAUCCACUUUUAUUUCCAUGUGAAUGGAAAAUAAUAAUAAUAAAGGAAUAGGAGAUUAUUUAUGUUAAAUGAAAAAGAAUAUUUAGACUCUGAAAGUGUGUGUGUAUGUGCAUUUAAAAUUUUCACAACUUUAUAUGUAUUCUCUCAAAAAUUGGCCAUGCACACGUCUUCCUCUGAAAAAGCUGCAAACUGGGUGUGAGUGUGCAUUGUUUGGUAGUAAACCCGUUACAUUGUUAAAAAAGAAAGAAAGAAAGAAAGGGGGCAUUUUGACUUUAUACAUAGAUUCAACUUGAUGAGUGCAAUGUAGUAAAUCUGAAUGUCUUCUUGAGCUUUCAGAAGUUUUAAAAUUUGACAAUUAAUGUUCUAAUUUAAUUGUAUUUCAUGUUAACCACUUUUAUAAAGUGUGCAAAGUCAACUGAAGCAUAUGUAAAGAGAUACAAACAAGUUUUAAGCUAAAAUUUUAAAGAUAGUUCCUUCGUCAGGUGAUUAUAUACUGUUUUAUUGAGGGAGGGGUUGUAUACACAAGAAAAACAAAGCACUUUCUGGAGAUUUCGGCAUAUAUCCACAGACCUUCAAUAAGUAAAAAGGGAGACAUUUAAAAAGGAAUCUAUUUUGUAGAACUUUGUGAAAACUAACAUCUAGAUGGACACAUAUUUUAAGGGGUGUUUUGUUGGAAACAAAUGUACAUCAACACAGUUGUUUAUGAUAUCAAUAUAUAAUAAGCUGGAUGUUUAAUAACUAUAAGUGAUACAUCAGUCAUCAAAUCCACUAUAAAUGAUUAAUACAUAGUUUAGUCAUCUAUGAUCAAACUAAGAAAUAUUUUUAUCUUUGAAUGAUUUGCAAUUCUGUCAUGAAAUAUAUGCAUUUUGCUUAUGUACAUGUAAUAACUAUAAUAAAUCUGCCUCGUCCUCAUUUUUGUUUUUAUUUAUAUAUUGUGCUUGUGAUGUUUUACAUCAUUCCUAAUUAUGAUUAAUCUGUAAAAGUUGCCAUUUGGUCACAUGAUCAUUAAAUAAAAUCUGGGAUUUCUUUUAAAGGCGUA
Pomacea canaliculata is the source of this 12315-nucleotide messenger RNA. RefSeq names its product PDZ domain-containing protein 8-like. Gene Ontology annotation, cellular component: mitochondria-associated endoplasmic reticulum membrane contact site. The transcript is spliced from 23 exons. The record is from RefSeq and is a predicted model, not a curated record. Gene Ontology annotation, molecular function: lipid binding; protein binding. Gene Ontology annotation, biological process: mitochondrial calcium ion homeostasis. Lineage: Eukaryota; Metazoa; Mollusca; Gastropoda; Architaenioglossa; Ampullariidae. Bases 728 to 4042 code for a protein of 1104 amino acids.